Molecule: messenger RNA, 1874 nt
Organism: Durotheca rogersii
Lineage: Eukaryota; Fungi; Ascomycota; Sordariomycetes; Xylariales; Xylariaceae
Product: zf-C3HC-domain-containing protein
Exons: 2
Coding region: 267-1853 (528 amino acids)
Cellular component (GO): nucleus
Molecular function (GO): zinc ion binding
Source: RefSeq, a predicted model, not a curated record
GUAUCGACACAUAGUCUAGCGUAUGGCGCUGUACCUUCUCCAUGUAUUACAGGUGACGCCUCCACCGACCGGCUUUGGCUGACCGGCCGACCACCUGUGCAGCUUCGUCAACAUUCCGGCCCACCUUAGCAAUUCGUACCUCCUCUCAUCAUCAGGUCCCUGAGAAUUAAUUAGCCUCUUCCGUCGUCUUAGCGGUUCAGGCACAACUCCGGCCAUCAUCCUACAAAUAGCACCCCGAUAUCUCCCCAUUAUCCGAUUCCAGCGACAUGAAUGCUACUAAGCGAAAAUUCAAUGCCCUCCUCCAGGGAAUCGGUGCAAAGCCGCCUGCUCCGCUAUAUGCUACCGACAGCCAGGAGAAGCCAGAUCUUUUCAGCUCCUCGCCCCUGAACCGACCUUCCACUCCGACCUUCUCCCCGCAGCUGGACGAUACCUCCUCUCCGAGCAAAGGCAUGGCCACGACCCCCAGCGACUUCUUGAGCAAACGGCGCCGCGUCGGCCCCGACGCCGCGGUCGAGCCCGAAAAGGGCAGCCCGACUACCGUCUCGAACAUCGUGCUGAGGAAGUGGACGCCAGGCAGCAACGCGGCCGCGCCGAGUCGAGAGACGAUGAAGCUCCAGCCGCCAAAGUAUUGCCCGGGCGACCGCGACGAGCUCAUCAGGCGGCUCGGGACCUUCCAGGAGCUCACGCAGUGGACGCCGAAGCCGGAUAAGAUCAACGAGUUCGAAUGGGCCAAGAGGGGGUGGGUUUGUCGCAGCAAGGACUGCGUGCAGUGCACCCUGUGCCGCAAGGAGCUGAUAGUCAAGACGAGCAAGAGCGAGGAGGACGGCGUCGAGGUGGCGGUCCUGGUCGACUCCGAUAUCGAGAAGGCGUUGGUCAAGCGAUUUGUCGAGAUGAUUGUUGACGCGCACGACGAGGACUGCCUAUGGAGGAAGCGCGGGUGCGACGAUUCUCUACUCAGAUUGCCACUGGCCAGCCCGCCGACGGCUCUAGCCUCGCUGCGUGAGCGAUACGACGACCUACUCGCGCGCGAGUCUUUUCUGCCAUACUUUUUUGACCUGCGGCUACCGACAGAUUUCGAUCUGCAAGCCACCAAAUCCCAGCUGACGCCCACGUUCUUUUCCGACCCCCCACCGCCGAGCACGAAAUCUCCCGCUCCCAACGACGUGGCUCUCGCGCUCGCCUUGGCCGGGUGGCAAGGCCUUACCAACCCACGCAUCGGCGCCGUGCCCAAUUCGGCGACCUGUGCUACCUGCUUACGUCGCCUGGGCUUGUGGAUGUUUAGGAGCAGGGAGGUGGACGAGGCAACGAGGCAGAUCCUCGUCCCGGCGCCGAUGGCCUAUCUCGAUCCGAUACGCGAGCACCGGUUCUUUUGCCCCUGGCGAAACGCCGCCGUGCAGCACAACCCGGGGGCCAAGACGGCAGACAACAAGACGGCGUGGGAGAUCCUCGCACAGACGAUCAAAAACCACGCCUACCUCCAGAGCCAGGCGGAGAAGAGCACGCGCCGCUUCAAGCUGCACCGGCCCGCGAUGUCGCUACCGGCUACUCCAGCCAAAGCAGGGAAGUCUGAGGGAGGGGCCGCCAACUCGCCACUACUCUCGCCGAAUACGGUGGACGGCGGCGGCGGCGGCGACGACGAAGACGCGAGCGCGAGGGACGCUAAGGACAAGGAGAGGUGGGCGCGGCUGAGGAGGGUCAAGAGCCUGUUCAACACCAAGAACAGCAAGAAGUUGCAACGCACGGCGUCCCGGCCCGACAGCACGGCCAGCCGCCCCCCGACGGCGAGCUCGAGGCAGGGGAGCGCGCCGCCGCCGGAGACGCCCAAGUCGUUGAAGACGCCCAAGAAGAAGUGAAGGGGGCGAUGGAGGAGGAGG